AACGUCACCAGCCUUCACCCGGUAACCUUACUGCUAGCAGUACACAUUUCUCAGACUUUGCCGAAGUUAUCUCUAAAAGUGAGGUAGCUUUUUCACAGGUAAUGGCUGAAAAGACUGUCGUGGAGAAAAUGAGCGAACUGCAAGUGGACGAGAGGAAAAAGGGGGGAGCUGAAAGUGGUAAAGAAGGAGGAAAGAAGAAGGCUAAAGGUGCAGCUGGAGACUCUGGGGCCAGGGCCGAGCUGUCACCACCACCUCAGUACAUCGAUGAGCGUCUUACUUUGUACGCAAAGCUGAAAGCUGAGCAUGAAGCUCUGUUGGCAGAGAGGGCAGCAAAGAAUAGCCGAGCCAUCAAGGUGACCCUGCCUGAUGGAAAGGUUGUGGAGGCCGAGUCUUGGAAGACAACACCAUACCAGGUGGCCUGUGGAAUCAGUCAAGGCCUUGCUGACAACACAGUGAUUGCCAAAGUGAACAACGGUGUGUGGGACCUGGACAGACCUCUGGAGGAUGACUGCAGCCUGCAGUUGCUCAAGUUUGAUGAUGAAGAAGCUCAAGCUGUUUACUGGCAUUCCAGUGCCCAUAUCUUGGGUGAAGCCAUGGAGAAGGUGUAUGGAGGCUGCCUCUGCUAUGGGCCCCCCAUCGAGAACGGCUUCUACUACGACAUGUUCCUGGAGAACAAUGAGGGCGUAUCGAGCAAUGACUUCCCCUGUCUGGAAAACUUGUGCAAGAAAAUCAUCAAGGAGAAGCAGCCGUUUGAGAGGCUGGAGAUAAAGAAGGAGACUUUGCUGGAAAUGUUCAAGUACAACAAGUUUAAGUGCCGCAUUCUGAACGAGAAGGUCACCACUCCCACUACCACAGUUUACAGGUGUGGUCCCUUAAUUGACUUGUGUCGGGGGCCUCAUGUGAGACACACUGGGAAAAUCAAGGCACUGAAGAUCCACAAGAAUUCGUCAACAUACUGGGAGGGUAAGGCGGACAUGGAAACCCUCCAGAGGAUCUACGGGAUCUCCUUCCCUGACACCAAAAUGCUCAAAGAGUGGGAGAAGUUUCAGGAGGAAGCCAAGAACAGAGAUCAUCGCAAACUGGGCCGGGAGCAGGACCUGUUCUUCUUCCAUGAUUUGAGUCCAGGGAGUUGUUUCUUCCUGCCAAAGGGUGCCUUCAUCUACAACACCCUGAUUGAGUUCAUCAGAAGUGAGUACAGGAAGAGGGGUUUCCAGGAGGUGGUGACACCCAACAUGUACAACAGCAAACUGUGGCAGACCUCUGGCCACUGGCAACACUACAGCGAGAACAUGUUUUCCUUCGAGGUCGAGAAGGAGACCUUCGCUCUCAAGCCCAUGAACUGCCCCGGCCACUGUCUGAUGUUUGAUCACCGGCCGCGCUCCUGGAGAGAGUUGCCCAUUCGCAUGGCCGACUUUGGCGUCCUGCACAGGAACGAGCUGUCGGGAGCCCUGACUGGCCUCACUCGUGUCCGCCGUUUCCAGCAGGACGAUGCUCACAUCUUCUGCUCCAUGGACCAGAUCGAGGAGGAGAUCAAGGGCUGCCUAGACUUCCUGCGGACUGUGUAUGGCGUGUUUGGCUUCACAUUCAAACUCAACCUCUCCACAAGACCAGAGAAGUUCCUAGGGGACCCGGAGGUGUGGGACCAAGCAGAGAAGCAACUGGAGAACAGCUUGAAUGACUUUGGUGAGAAAUGGGUUCUCAACCAAGGUGACGGCGCUUUCUACGGACCAAAGAUUGACAUUCAGAUCAAAGACGCCAUCGGUCGGUACCAUCAAUGUGCCACAAUUCAGCUUGAUUUCCAGCUCCCAAUCCGCUUUAAUCUCACCUUUGUCAGCCACGAUGGUGACGACAAGAAGAGACCAGUGAUCAUCCACAGAGCCAUCCUGGGAUCAGUAGAGAGGAUGAUUGCUAUUCUGACUGAAAACUACGGCGGCAAAUGGCCUCUGUGGCUCUCUCCUCGUCAAGUGAUGGUUGUACCUGUGGGACCAACCUGUGAGGAGUAUGCUCAGAAGGUCAAGCAAGAAUUCCACAACAGCGGCUUCAUGACUGACGUGGAUCUUGAUCCCGGCUGCACUUUGAACAAAAAGAUCAGAAAUGCACAGUUGGCACAGUACAACUUCAUCCUGGUGGUGGGAGAGAAGGAGAAGACAAGUAACACUGUGAACGUACGCACUCGGGAUAACAAAGUUCACGGCGAGCACAGUGUGGAGGCGUGCAUCGACCGUCUGAAACAGCUCAAGACCUCCAGGAGUCGGAACGCUGAAGAGGAAUUCUGAGCUUUCCCAGACUCUCUGCUAUCAGCUAGUCCUUUUCUCAGCAGGAAGCUUGAAUCUGGUAACUUUAAAAGGGCCAUGUGGUUGGAAACAGUUUUUGAAACUCAUUUUACAUCAUUGCCUAGUCUUUCGUCCUGAAGAAAUCACAUUUUUCUCAUGUCUUCUGUUGCCUCUUUACUGUAUCAUUGUUUACAAUCAUCAAAUCUCAUGGUUGCUGUACUCUGAUUGUGAAUAUCCCUUCUGCUCUACUCUCAUGGGAUUAGACUUUACAGAACAGUCUGUACCAUCAAAUUUCUCUUUAAAAAUAUUUACCAUAUGUACUGAACUGAGGGUGAAAUAGUCUUGCUUCUAUCACUCAUAAUUGCUUCAGGGAAUUGUAUGUGAACUACAAUUUUGAUAAUUAAACAAUCUUUUCUGGA
Seriola dumerili (greater amberjack) is the source of this 2692-nucleotide messenger RNA. RefSeq names its product threonyl-tRNA synthetase (gene tars1). Gene Ontology annotation, cellular component: cytoplasm. The transcript has 19 exons. Bases 102 to 2276 code for a protein of 724 amino acids. Gene Ontology annotation, biological process: threonyl-tRNA aminoacylation. Gene Ontology annotation, molecular function: ATP binding; threonine-tRNA ligase activity. Lineage: Eukaryota; Metazoa; Chordata; Actinopteri; Carangiformes; Carangidae. The record is from RefSeq and is a predicted model, not a curated record.